Pantherophis guttatus is the source of this 5787-nucleotide messenger RNA. It is a transcript of the gene AGPAT1, whose product is annotated as 1-acylglycerol-3-phosphate O-acyltransferase 1. The record is from RefSeq and is a predicted model, not a curated record. Gene Ontology annotation, molecular function: 1-acylglycerol-3-phosphate O-acyltransferase activity. Gene Ontology annotation, biological process: phosphatidic acid biosynthetic process. Lineage: Eukaryota; Metazoa; Chordata; Lepidosauria; Squamata; Colubridae. Gene Ontology annotation, cellular component: membrane; endoplasmic reticulum.
GCCGCUGCCCGUCAGAGCCCCCCCCAUCACCACUCCAACCCUGGACGCUCCACUUCCUGCCGCUCAGCGGAGCCCCCGAGGAAGUGGCCCACGCCGGGCUGAGGCCACCGCCGCCCAAAGCGCUGGAGGAGCAUCUAAGCUUGCUCCCCCCCAUUCCUUCCCUCUCCCGGCUCUGCAUUCCCGGCUUCUUCUCCAUCUCCUCGUCCAGCGCAUCCCUGAAGCCGGCUCCGCCAUGGCCUGGCUCUGGAAGCGCGGGGGGUGAGCGGACAAGGGGUCUCCAGGAGCCCCGACGCCCGGCUUCCCACCCCCCACUCGCCCCCCCCCCCAACCCACUCCCCAAAAGCGGGGCACGCAGCCAGAGAAAAUGGAGAUCUCGCUGGGCCAGUGGCUCCUCAUCCUCUUCCUGGUGGCCAUCCCGCUUCUGUAUGAAUGGAGUGCUACCUUCAAGUAUUUCUGUAAGAUGGCGUUCUACAACAGCUACAUCCUCUUCCUGGCUGCCUUUGCCAUUCCGAUCUGUGCUGUCCGUGGGCGUGACGUGGAGAAUAUGAAGAUAUUACGAUUCAUGUUGCUCCACAUAAAGUAUCUCUAUGGGAUCAAGAUUGAGGUGCGGGGGACCGAGAACUUCAACCUCAAGGAGCCCUACGUGGUGGUGUCCAACCACCAGAGCUCCCUUGACUUGCUUGGUUUAAUGGAGGUGUUGCCAGAUCGGUGUGUGCCAAUUGCCAAGAAGGAGCUGAUGUAUAUGGGCACAGCGGGGUUGGCCUGCUGGCUGGGAGGCAUCAUUUUUAUCAACCGCAAGAAAACCAACGAUGCCAUCAGCGUUAUGUCUGAGGCUGCCCAAACUAUGCUGAGCCAAGAUGUUCGGGUCUGGGUGUUUCCUGAAGGUACCAGGAAUCAUAACGGCUCCAUGCUGCCCUUCAAACGGGGCGCCUUCCAUUUGGCGGUGCAAACCCAGGUUCCUCUCGUCCCUGUUGUAAUCUCAUCGUAUCGAGAUUUCUACAGUAAGAAGGAUAGGCGCUUCACCACAGGGCGCUGCAUUGUCCAGAUCUUGUCCUCCGUGCCCACAAAGGGGCUGAGAGCCGACGACGUGCCGGCUCUGACGGAUCGAGUGCGCCAAGCCAUGUUGGUUGCUUUCGAGGGGCUUUCCGCGGAUCUGGGUCCCCCGCAGUGACCUCCGCCACCGCUUCCCCCCAAUGUCUGACCCAGGAGCAAGGCGGGCUGCGACUGGGAGCAGCUUGCACCCACAGGCAGCCAACCUGAAGAUAACGGGACCAAGACAGAAGAGGGCAGCGCUUGGAGGGGAGGGAAAACGAAUCGGAACCAGUUUUGGCAGAGGAGUGAUGGGCACAGCACCUUGCGGCAAAGAAGGGGGGGCUUGAAACGGGUGGGGAGGGGGCUGGACUCAGCCACAUGUGCUAGGAGAUCUGGGAGCAGAGUGGAUCCCAAGCCACCCUCGUUGCCCUCUUUACUUCUGGAUCAGAGUUCUGACUCCCCCAGUAGAUGGUACAGUCCGGUCCCUGCCUCCAUCUCCUCCUUGCUCCCCCGUUUUGUUCAUGUGGACUGUUCCAUUUCAGUAUCUUGGACUUGGCCAGUGCGUUUCCCAUUCUGGGAAGUUUUUUCCAGGCUGAACCACGGACCCCACAGCAACUGAACCACCCCUGGGAACCUGCAGAGGGAGCCAUGGGCCUGGUUUACCCUGGUUUGCUUCAAGGACCAAGGGGAUCUUGGUGAACUUCAGACUCAGAGCACUGCCGUGGGGAUGCCCCAGCUGCUUGCGGAGCCCCUGUGUGUGAGAACUCUGGACCCACCAUCGCUUGGGGAAGGAGAAAGACAGAGGGAACCCACACCGGGGAGGAAAUGCUGACCAAUCCAUCAGAACAUGCAAUAGCAAAGGGCCCAGGCUGUUCAGCCUGACUCGGCUCCAAUCAUGGACCGGACUGCUUCCUUCCAGGGAGGAGGCUUGGCAGAAAGGGGAAGGGAAGGAGAAAGGAAGGAGAUCUGUCUCCCUCUGAUGCUUCCACCCGACGGGUGAAAAGGGAGCCAAAGGGUUCUUCUAUCAGAGAUAAGCUGAGAGAGAGAUCGCUUGGAUUGCCUUCACUGGAGGUUGUUUGUGUCUUUGGGUGGAAGGUGGAGAAGGGAGGCAAAACGAUGGAUUUGGGUGGGGAAAUGGGCAGAGAACAGGAUUUGGGGGCUCCGGUUGCUUGUCGGCCUUGCCCGGAACGGCUUUAACUUUUCCCUCAUUCAGUGUUGGGAGAAUACCUUAAGCUCCAAGGCGAGGAUGGGGGCCAGACCAGUUUGCCAGAUGAAAAAAUGCAGGGAGAGGGGCUGGCAUUGGUCACCUCUCUCCAGCUGUGGAUCAGGGAGCCCCAAAGGAAAAGAGGAGGAAGGGAGGGGAGAGGCAGGGCAGGGUGUGCAGGCAAGGGCUUUUCCCCAGGGCCAAAUUAAGCAUGAGGGUUGCAAAAAGCAGGAAGUUGUGUCCUCAGGCUGGGGCCUUUGAGCCAGGUGUUAACGGGACAGGAGAUGAGGGGCAUCCGAUAAAGGAGGGAAGCGGGGCCAUUGGCAUCCGGAGAGCAACUGGGGGUGGGGAGUGUUUGUGGCAGGGUCUUUCGGGGAGAAGAGGAAACCAAGAAGAAGAGGAAACGGUUACCCCUUCCAGGACGAAAGUUUGAGAGGUACGGGGGUGCCGGUUCAGGGAGGGCUAGGCUGACUCCGUGGGGUGGCGAGCCUUGCGAUUCCUUGAAAUAUUCUGUGUACUUCUCUUCUGCCUUUGGAUUUUCCCUGAAGGUUUCUGCUAUCUGCCCCUCCCCCUAUUGGUGGGUGACCCAGGGGGCUUUCUUUCCUCUUUCCACACAUUCCUUCUUUGGGGGGGGAGGGGAGAAAAGAGAUUUUUCCCAUCUGGGGAGGGAUGAGUGAAGAGACGUUAUCCAGUCUGUGUUCCCAAGACCUUCCUGCUUUUAAUAAAAACCCUCGAAAAUUCAUUCCCCCACCCCCCCACACGUGGUGCCUUUUCCUCAGUCUUUGUAGCAGAUUGGCAAGGUGUGUAUGUGUGUUUGUGUGUGUGUCUGUCUGUCUCCACUAUAACUUCUGCCCUUUCGGGAGCUUUUUAAAGCAACGUUUCUCAAACUUGGCAAAUUGAAGUCCCAUGACCUUCAACUCCCAGAAUUCUCUAGCCAAUAUGGGGAAUUCUGGGAGUUGAAGUCCACGUGACUUAUAUUUGCAAUGAGUUUUCCCCCCCCUCACUGGCAAAAAAACCCCCAAAACCCUCCCUAGUGAACAAUGGAUUUGCUUAACAACUGCAGUGUUUGCUUUACGACUGCUGCCUUCGUUUAAUUGUCAAAAACAAAGAGUCAUGAAAUUUGGGUGUGGUCCAGUAGUGGGUUGCCCCCGGUUCGCACUGGUUCUAUAGAACUGGUAGUAAAACCGGCGGAAGGCUCCGCCCACCGACCCCGACAUCACUAAAACGCUUCUGUGCAUGCGCGUGAGUGAAGCGAGUGCGCGCGGCCCCGCUGCAAAUCGGUAGUAAAGGUAGGUAGAACCCACCCCUGGUGUGGUCACAUGAUAACCUCCUUAAUGACCAUCACAACUUACGACCGUAAUUGCAGGCUCAAUUGCCGUUGUAAGUUGAGGACUUAUUUAUACAGUCAGACACAAUAUACCCUGUUUCCCUGAAAAUAAGACAUCCCCUGAUAAUAAGCCCGAUAGGGCUUUUGAGUGCAUGUGCUAAAAUAAGCCUCCCCUGAUAAUAAGCCUUCCCCGAAAAUAUUUAAACACAGAGCUGGAAAUCAGGUAAGACGGCAAGAGGAGCCCCAUCUUGCUCCACGCACCCCAAAAUAAUAAGACCUCCCUGAAAAUAAGGCCAAGCGCUUAUUUCGGGGUUCAAAAAAAAUAAGACAGUCUUAUUUUUGGGGAAACGUGUUAGUACAAUAAAAUUAAUUCAGUAUUGGGAACAAAUAGCGAACUACAAUAAAUCAAAUGGUGUGCUUUUUCUUGGGGCGAUCUAAUGAUAUAUAGCCACUUUUAGUUUGUCAGGCCGUAACUUGGAAUAUUCCAAAUAAUACUGUAAUUAUUUUGAAGAAAGGCAUGAUUUGGAUUCCACAGCACUAACAUGGCUCCUGAGAUUUUUGUCCUAAUUGAAGGUGAUCUUUUUCAGCUAGAUUCCUUUUGUUGAAGUAGAAAGAACUUCUGUUUUUUCCUGUUCAGGAGCAGCAGAGCCUGUGCUCAGACGAUAGAACUAAAUCUGUGACCUGAGGACCACUGACAAUCCUUGAAGACAUUGCAAAUGGUCCUAGGGUGGGCCCCAAAAUAAAAAGAUGAAAGAAAGAGGCCAAAAUCUCCCAAGACAGUCUUCUUAUCCAAAAAUGCGAGAAAUUUUGGUUGGAACACUAAAACCUGUUGAGAUUUGAUGAUCCUAUAAGAAUCAGUCACAACCUUUAGAAGAAAAAAAAAAGUAAUUUUAGAGUCCUGUUUUGUUGGUGUUCCUCAGAAGCUAGCAAUAGCACAUAGGCUUACCAUGUUUCCCCAUAAAUAAGACCCUGUCUUAUAUUUUUUUGAACCCCAAAAUAUGUGCUUGGCCUUUUGGGGAGGUCUUAUUAUUUUGGGGUGCGUGGAACAAGAUGCAGUAUUACGUGAUUUCCAGUUCUGCAUUUAAAUAUUUUUUGGGAGGGCUUAUUUUCAGGGGGGAGGCUUAUUUUAGCACGUGCUCAAAAGCCCGAUUAUUAUCAGGGGAUGUCUUAUUAUCUGGGAAACGUAUAUACCAAUUCAUAGUGCUUUACAGCCCUCAUUAAGCAGUUUACAGAGUCAGCAUAUUGCUUCCAACAAUCUGGGUCCUCAUUUUAUGAACCUCCGAAGGAUGGAAGGCUGAGUCAAUUUUGAGCAGGUUAGAAUCGAACUCCUGGCAGUGGGCAGAGUUAGCCUGCCAUACUGCACUCUUAACAACUGUACUACCUUGCUAAUGUAAAUAUAGAAAAUUUGGAAACUGCUUAAGUACAUCAUAACUCAUAUAGUUUACAAAGUACAGUGAAAAGGCCCAAAUCAAGUAAAUUUCAUUAGAUUUUAACAUAACCAGCACAUUAUACACUUGAUUUGACUUAACACAUACCGUAACAUAAAUGCAGUUAUUGUGGUUUGUUAACUGGUUUGUGGCUUAAUGUAUUGUGUGAAUACAACCUCUAUUAGGCUGUUUAUGUGCUAUAUGUGACUUAUGGUUGUGCUGGAUGCAGCAUUAGCCAAGACAUCCUGUUGGAUUAUGGGAGUUGAAGUCUUACACACCAAAAAGGUAUUUUGAGAAUAACAAUGUAGAAGAAAAUUGCUUACAAGUUACUAUCUAAAAUGGGCUUUAAUCUGGUGAUUUAAAUAUUAGGACUACAACUUCAAGAAUUCUUAACAAACCCAGCAAUAACAGUUCUGUGGUUAAUAAUAACAUGAAUUAUGCAAUCUUAUGUUGUUAAAUCCAGCAAAUUUAUUUAUUUACUUGUAAUUCUAAUUUCCAUUUUUAUGGCCAUUCGCUCACACUUGGCUUUAGGCAGUUUAAAAGAGUUAAAAACAACAUUAAAAUAGAACAAAAACAGCCCACCAAGGUAACAAGCCCAUCACAAAGGAUGCUUGCCUUCAUAAUUCAUAGGCAUAAAUUGACUUCUUGGUUUCUCUCUCUCUUUUUUAAAUGAUUUAGUAAGUCUAAAAAACUAGUAACAAUGAAUUCUAGUGUGACUGGGGAAAAAAGAGGAACGGGGAAACUUCCUGAUUAAAAUUCAGUGUUCAAUAACCAAAUAAAAAUAUGCAUAAAAGAUA